Molecule: messenger RNA, 3021 nt
Organism: Epithele typhae
Lineage: Eukaryota; Fungi; Basidiomycota; Agaricomycetes; Polyporales; Epitheliaceae
Exons: 12
Coding region: 1-3021 (1006 amino acids)
Biological process (GO): endosome organization; mitophagy; aggrephagy
Cellular component (GO): aggresome; amphisome
Molecular function (GO): protein kinase C binding; zinc ion binding; K63-linked polyubiquitin modification-dependent protein binding
Source: RefSeq, a predicted model, not a curated record
AUGUCUGUGGCCGGUUCAGACUACGGCGGAUCCAGCUAUGGAAGAUCCGAACCGCGCCCAGAGAAGCCGCUCAUUGUGAAGUGCACCCACGAGGAGCGCGGCAGCAAGAAGAUCACGUACCCGACCGCGAGACUAUGCACAUACGACAAUCUCCGCAAGCAGGUGGAGAGGUGUUUUGGCCUCAACGCCACUCCUUUCUUCAUUGCCUACGUCGACGACGACUCCGAGACGAUAUCCAUUACGAACGAGACCGACCUCACCGAAGCAAUCAACUACUUCAAACCCACGCCUUCAGAGGACCCCCCUCUGUCCUCGGCUGCCUCCAUUCUCUCUGGUCGGAGCUUCCGUUCCUCCAAGAUCACUCUUCGCGUCAACAUAGUUGUCGACUACGAUGGUAUAAGCCUCUCGGACACCGGCUCUCUCGUCAGCUUGGAAGAGUACAAGAACCGCAAUGGGAGUGGGUUGUCCCUGUCACUUGCGUCUUCAGCAAAGAAGGAGCUCGAUGACGAUAUGAUCACGGUGAGCUCCAAAGACUUUGGCUCCAAGUACGACGUCUUCCGCAACAAUGGGGCGAAAGGCUCGAAGACCAUCCUCGCAGGCCGCAGUCGCGAACCACUUAUCGACCCUGCAGAAGCCUGGGAAACGGCCACUAUCUCCAGCCAUCCCCGCACCACAAGCUCUAAGCAUCCUCCAGAGAGGCAGUCGAUGAUGUCCGACGACUCGCUCGCACGGCAGUCCGAUGACCCAAUCUCCGUGUUCGCGCGGCUCAAGAUGGAGGAGGAACGAUCGGGUCUCACACCAGGGAACUUGGCCGGGGCCUCGACUUUUCAGACCGAGCGCGGGGCGAACUGGUUACGCGACCAGAGCGCACAUAUAUCCGUACUCAGCGGGGAUAUGCAGUCUGUCAGCGAUUUCUCGUUGGAGGACAACAUGUCUCUGGAACUCGAGCAGAACCAGCACGGAAACUACCGGUAUACUCUCACAGGAAGCAGUGGUUCAGCGGCGUCCCAAAGCAUGCGUGACUUCGGGUUCGACGAGGGAGCCUCCAGCGCUGGGUUCAACGGCGCGGAGAGCGUAGCAGACUCGCUGGAGAAGAUGGUCGACAGUCGUCCGGUUUCCAUGCAGGCCACCCAGUUCACAUAUCUCAACCGUUCAUCCACUCAAUCCUCUCGUCAGUCGCGCCAAUCCCAGCAGAAUCCCUUCGGAGAGGAUCCCGGCUUUAUUCACCCAUCCAUUCCCCCAGAAGUCCUCUCCUUCGUGCGUCCCACACCCCCACUGGCGCCACCCGAAGACCCGACCAAAUGUUCCAACUGCAAUGUAACCUUGGAUAUCAUCAAGUACGUCUGUUCGACCUGCGGAGAGAUCAAAUCCCCGAUGGACACAUAUUGGAACGGAGACGACGAGAAGGGCAAGGAGCGGGCUAUGGAGGUCGGCGGGACCGGCAAUGGCCAGCACCCACAUCCGUCGUGGCGUGUGUCAGCAGCCGCAUCCGUGUCGUCGGUCACUCUCUACGGCAGCCAACAUUCGGGUUACUCAGGCAAGUCCUCUGGUUCCCACUCUUCUGGCUCGUCCGACCACCAUCCCGAUAUCUCCGAACAUGCCCUCCUCCGUCCUCCCCUUACCAAGCCGCGCAAGCCCCUUCCCCUUCCACCCUCCCCGUCGCAUUCUGCACCGCCGAGUCGGCCUACGACGCUCAACAGCAUCAACACCCUGGCCGAGUUCGGAGUGCAGCACUCGCUCGAAUUCAGUGCUGCUCCAGGUGCUUCUCCCGGCCCAGGUACUUCACCCGAGGACGCUGAACGCGCUCUUUCCCGAUGGAGACGGACCGCCCCCAGUCAGAAGGGCCUCCUACGGCACGCGUACAUCGAGAAGACUUGGACGCAUGAUGGCUGGGAAGAUAUUGAACACGGAGGGCAAGGCAAUUGUCAUUGUUCGACCUGCAACACCGUUAUCAAGAGUCAUCGAUACAAAUGCGCGUCUUGUGAUAACUUCAACCUCUGCCGCGCAUGCUACAGGCAAGUGUACGAGGUGCAUCCCGCGCACGCUUUCCUCGCCGUACCGAACAAGCAGUCGAGUUCGAACUCGUCAAGCACAGUCGUCGCCGAAUUUUCACAUCGACAAUCGACAUCCCUGGAAGAGCCUUCGAUGACUCACAUCGGCGUACACUGUGCUCAUUGUAUGCAAGAAAUUGUCGGCGCGCGGUUCCACUGCGCGAUAUGCGAGAAUGUCGACAUCUGCUCUAAUUGCGAUGCUGCUGGACUUCCCGGCAAUAUUGACUCCGCAGACGGUGGCCACGUGUCAUCGCACAUCAUGAUCAAGAUCCCACACCCGAUGUCUACGGCAGAACUGCAGAACACAAGUCAGAUGGCGAUCAGGCUAUGGACGGGUCGUGAUCGCGAUGCAGCAUGCGCCCAAGAUGGCGACAACUCGACGGCUUACGGACGUCCCCGGCGGAACUCGUUCGAACCCGAGGGGUCCUCUUACUCGAACACGGUACUGGGCACUGGGCAGCGCCCGGAUGGGAAGGAUAUGCCCGAGCCGGACCACGGCGUAACGUGCGAUGGGUGCUCGCAACCCAUCGUGGGCGUGCGCUACCAGUGCGCGAAUUGUCCGUCUUACCCAAAGCCAGUUAGCUUGUGCGAGCGGUGCGAAGCGCGCUCGUAUGCGCUACACGACACCUGGCACGUUUUCUUCAAGCUGCCACGCGUCGUGGACCGGGCGCUGGUCCUGCAGCCCCCUCUGCCGCGAUUGUACAAGAAGCCGGCUGGUCCUCCAAACGGUGCCAUCAAUGUGAACGACCCCAAAGACUACCUCCGCUCGCUCACACACGCUUUCGCCGUAUGCGACCGGUGUAUGUCGCACAUCCGCGGCGAGUGGUUCCACUGCGCGUACUGCCCGAAGGAUCUAUGCGACUCGUGCGCCGAGGCGGACGUGAACAUGCAGAUAUUCCGACGAUUCAUGAACGAAGAAGACCCUUCACGUAGCCCACCGCUCAUCCCAUUCCCUGUGUACAAGCCGUAG